Penicillium coprophilum is the source of this 1434-nucleotide messenger RNA. RefSeq lists its product as uncharacterized. NCBI's taxonomy places the organism in Eukaryota, Fungi, Ascomycota, Eurotiomycetes, Eurotiales, Aspergillaceae. The record is from RefSeq and is a predicted model, not a curated record. Bases 1 to 1434 code for a protein of 477 amino acids. The transcript has a single exon.
AUGGAGUUGCAAGAAUCACAAUUCCAUGGUCUCACGUGGGUAGAAGAGACAAUUUUCGGUUCUGAGCCCCGAUGGACUGUGGAACCUGAUACCGGGAGUAUAAAGCAGACAGUACAGUCGCUUCGACCGUCAAGUACGGUUGAGGCGACUUUCCUCGCCCAGGGUGCAUUCAACAAGAUCUACAACGUUAACAUAGAUAAUGAACCAUUUAUUAUGCGAGUCACAUUGCCUGUCGAUCCACGUCACAAAGUUAUAAGUGAGGUGGCGACAAUGGACUUUGUGCGCCAUACUACAAGCCUCCCGAUCCCUAGAAUUAUCACUUACCAACCUUCCCGAAACAACCUGAUUGGAUUUGAAUGGAUGCUUAUGACCAAGUUGCCCGGAAAGCCCUUCAGUGAACUUUGCCAUUCUCUUUCCUUCGAUGCGAAAGCACGCCUAGUUAGGGAGCUUGCCGCAAGCUCGGCUUGCCUUUUUCGAAAUCAACUACGCGGAAUUGGGAACAUCUAUGGGAAACCGUCACCUAUUGAAAGAUCAACAUCGAGCGAGAAAAAUCUGCCCUAUAGAGAGCUAGUCGAUACCAAAAUAUCAAAUUCGGCAAAGGAAUACGAGUCAGAUGAUGGUAGUGCGGCCAUAGGGAAGAACUCGGGAGCUCUUCUAUCCAAUGCAUCCGUCAAAGGCUCUUUAGAAGGGACCUUGCCGGCUGUGGACCGGAUUGUCUCUAUGCAAUUUUUCUGGGACUCACAUAUCCGUCAGGAUGUCCACCGAGGCCCAUUCCGGUCAAGUAAGGACUGGAUUAUAGCUCGCCUUUUAUUCAACGAGAACGACUGUCAUUCGGCUCUAAAUAAAUAUUCAGCUGGAGACCUUGAUAGUGACGCCGAAGACGAAGUGGAGGGUGCGACAAGAACGCUACAAACAAUCGAGAGCCUCAAGUCCCUUCUUCCUCUGGUAUUUCCAGCGGAAAGUCAUGAUCUAGAACCUUCAAUGAUAUUUCACGACGAUAUCUCACGACACAAUAUACUCCUUGACGAUAGCGGGAAGCUGACUGGCUUGCUAGACUGGGAGUGUGUCUCAGCGGUGCCUUUAUGGAAAGCCUGUGACUAUCCUUCGUUUCUAGAAGAGCGACCACGCCACUCAAAGCCUCUUCCUGGAAGCUACAAAGUCGAAGAAAAUGGGGAGCCUAAUGAACUCUACUUUGAGCACCUAUGGCAUUAUGAGACCACUCUCUUACGCGAUGUAUUUAUUGAUGAAAUGAGAAGACUAGAAGUGGGAUGGGUGGAAGUUUUUGAAAAGAGCCAGGUCAAAAGAGAUUUUGACUAUGCAGUGCAGCAUUGUGAUAGUGAAAUAUCUGCCCGCGAUAUCGAAGCAUGGAUCGGAGAUAUAAGCGCUGGUAUAAGCAAUCCGCGCAGCUUGAAUGAUAGAUUCUGGUCAGCAUAA